Messenger RNA from Cercospora beticola, 980 nucleotides. RefSeq names its product 3,4-dihydroxy-2-butanone-4-phosphate synthase RIB3 (gene RIB3). Gene Ontology annotation, biological process: riboflavin biosynthetic process. Gene Ontology annotation, cellular component: cytosol. NCBI's taxonomy places the organism in Eukaryota, Fungi, Ascomycota, Dothideomycetes, Mycosphaerellales, Mycosphaerellaceae. Gene Ontology annotation, molecular function: 3,4-dihydroxy-2-butanone-4-phosphate synthase activity. The record is from RefSeq and is a predicted model, not a curated record.
AGAAGAGACAAUGGCACGCCAUUUCUGCUACUGUUUUCGAGUAUUUACUACUGUCUGGCACCCACCAGCCUCACCACCAUCAGCAUACUUCACCCCUCUCCGCAACGCGUGACAGCUGUGCUAGGAUCAGACCAAGUCGACCAGGUCUUACGGAAUCUUAAGCUUUGAGGGACCGAUUCUCGAGUCAUCAUACUAUACUAUUCCUCCGUCGCGUCUCUCACACUCGCAAUACCAUCCCUCCUCCUCCUUCCGGCCAGCGACCAUGGCGACCGUCAAUGGCGAUGUCAGCUUCGACACUAUCCCCGACGCCGUAGAAGCAUUCGCACGCGGGGAAUUCAUUCUAGUAAUGGACUCCACCGACCGCGAAAACGAAGGCGACCUGAUCAUCGCCGCCGAAGACUUCACUCCCGCCAAAGCCGCCUUCCUGAUCCGCUACUCGUCAGGCUACAUCUGCGCUCCCAUCCUCCCCGCCCUCGCCGCACGUCUCGAGCUCCCGCAGAUGGUCACGCAUAAUCUCGAUCCCAAUCGAACAGCCUACACAAUCACGAUAGAUGCUGCAGAGGGCGUGACGACAGGUAUCAGUGCGCAAGAUCGUAGCUUGACAUGUCGGAGGUUGGCAGAUGCUGCUGUACAGAAAGAUUGGUUUCGGAGACCGGGGCAUAUCGUACCUUUGCAGGCGCGUGAGGGUGGUGUCAGAGUUCGUGCGGGCCACACUGAAGCGGCGGUGGAUUUCUGUAGAUUGGCUGGGAAGGAGCCAGUUGGCGUGAUUGCGGAAAUGGUGGAGGACGGGGAGGAUGUGCUUGGGAAAGCGGAGAUGUCGGGCGGUUUCGGCAUGAUGCGAAGAGAUGGAUGUUUGGCAUUUGCGAGACGUCACGGACUGAAAGUUGUCACGAUUGAGGAUCUGAUCAAGUAUUUGGAGAGUGGAGAUGCGACCAAGGCAAAGCAAUGAUGUGUAAAGACAAAAAAGUAUGUGGAUAGUG